Ceraceosorus guamensis is the source of this 4572-nucleotide messenger RNA. RefSeq names its product Phosphoribosylformylglycinamidine synthase. The record is from RefSeq and is a predicted model, not a curated record. The transcript has 3 exons. Gene Ontology annotation, biological process: 'de novo' IMP biosynthetic process. Gene Ontology annotation, molecular function: phosphoribosylformylglycinamidine synthase activity. Lineage: Eukaryota; Fungi; Basidiomycota; Exobasidiomycetes; Ceraceosorales; Ceraceosoraceae. Bases 135 to 4376 code for a protein of 1413 amino acids.
UCAAAUUCAAUUGAAGUCAAGGCGUGGCAGAGGAUGCUCACCAUCGGCAUUGCUCUCGUGUCAUUGCUGUGCUGCGGCGACCGAUGCUCUCCACUCAGCUCUCGAAGCAGAGCUCAUCCAGGUGCGCUUCCGCGAUGGUCCACAACUCGUCGGCCGCGGAAUCGAAGGCCAUGUUGGCCUUGGCCGGCAGCUCGCCCAUGCCAGUCGCCAAGCGGGAACAGACGCUGAAAGCUGUGCAAGCGCAUAUUCCCCAUCUCGUCUCCCUCGACUCGCUCUACCUCCACUUUGUCUCUCCCACCUCGAGCAGCGCUCUGCAAUUGCUCUCCACUGCGUCCUCCUCUGAACGGCUUUUGCUGGACAACUUGCUCGGCUACGGGGACCACCAUGCGCUUCCUCAUACGCGCUCUGCCAUUCAAGCUGCUCUUGCUGCGCAGAGCAGUGGAGCGUCGACGACGACGGUGCUUUUCGUCACGCCCAGACCCGGUAACAUCAGCCCUUGGUCUUCCAAGGCGACAGACAUUGCACGUUUGUGCACUUUGGGCGACCACGUCGAGCGCAUCGAGCGUGGUCAAGCGUACGUGCUCACCGGCAUGGAGCUGAACGAGGCUCAGAUCGCAUCCUUCGCCGAUCUCUUGCAUGACCGCAUGACUCAGUCCAUCUCCACCGCGCCCCCAAAUGCUACGGCGUUGUUUGGCAAAGACGAUCCUGCACCUCUUCGCACAGUGUCGUUGGGCGAAAAGGACUUCGAUGCGGCAGUCGCAAAGCUGUCUUCAGCCAACGAGCAGCUCGGUUUGGCUUUGGCACCGGACGAGAUCAACUAUUUGGUCAAGGCUUUUGUGUCUGGCGGUCAAGACGUCGGAGCUGCAGAGGCGCUGGGCAGGGAUCCGACGGAUGUGGAGCUGUUCAUGUUUGCUCAGGUCAACUCGGAGCACUGCAGGCACAAGAUCUUCAACGCGGAUUGGACCAUCGAUGGCCAGCGCAUGCCCAACACGCUGUUCGGAAUGAUCAGAAACACGCACAAGCUCCACCCCGAGCACACCAUCAGCGCAUACAGCGAUAAUGCAGCUGUGCUCGAAGGCAGCGACGCCAACCACUUUGCAGCACGAGCCAGUGAUGCCCCGCUCACGCGGUACGAGGCGCAUUACGAAGCGAUGCCGAUUCUCAUCAAAGUCGAGACCCACAACCAUCCCACUGCCAUCAGUCCCUAUCCUGGAGCAGCGACUGGAUCAGGCGGUGAGAUUCGCGAUGAGGGUGCAGUGGGACAAGGUUCAAAACCCAAGGCGGGACUCGUCGGUUUCAUGACCUCCAACUUGCUCUUACCCGAGCCGUGCGCCCCGGAGAGCGGCUCCAAAGCGAGGCAGCCGUGGGAACAGGACGUGGGCAAGCCGAGCCACAUCGCUAGCGCUUUGGACAUCAUGCUGGAUGCGCCAUUAGGCAGCGCGAACUUCAACAAUGAGUUCGGCAGACCGGGGCUCGGUGGAUUCUGGCGCACUUGGUGCCAACGCGUGCCGACGGAGGGUCCCGAGGGGUCGACCGAGAUACGCGGCUAUCACAAGCCCAUCAUGCUUGCAGGAGGCAUGGGCAACGUCAGGCCCAGCCACGCAAUAAAGCAGACGAUCACGCCUGGCAGCGCCAUCAUCGUGCUGGGAGGACCUGGCAUGCUCAUAGGUCUUGGUGGAGGUGCAGCUUCCUCGAUGGCUUCUAGCGCCAGUCGCGCAGCUUUGGACUUUGCGAGCGUGCAGAGAGAAAAUCCAGAAAUGCAAAGGAGAUGUCAGAGCGUAAUCGAUGCCUGCACGGCCUCGCUCGACGCUCCAAACCCUAUCAUCAGCAUCCACGAUGUCGGUGCCGGAGGUCUUUCGAAUGCUUUGCCAGAGCUAGUUCACGACUCUGGCUGCGGCGGCCGCUUCGAGAUUCGCAAGGUUCUCAUCGACGACCCCGGCAUGAGUCCCAUGGAAAUUUGGUGCAACGAGAGCCAAGAACGAUACGUCUUGGCCGUGUCGCAAUCCGAGUUGUCCAGGUUCGAGAGUGUUGCUAAACGAGAGCGCUGCCCUUACUCGGUGGUGGGAGUAGCUACAGAGGAAUUGAGACUCGUCGUCACAGACAGCUUGUUGAACUCCACUCCGAUUGACCUUCCAAUGGCGACGCUAUUUGGCAAGCCACCCAAGAUUGCUCGGCAGAGCAAGCAUAGCAGUCCACCUCGGUAUCCCUUCGACACGACGCUGAAAACUUACCUCGGUUCUGCCACGGACAUUUCCGCAGCGGUCACUGAGGCGUUCGACAGAGUCCUUCGUCUGCCAACCGUCGGCUCCAAAUCCUUCCUCAUCACCAUUGGCGAUCGGUCCAUCACCGGUCUCGUGGCUCGGGACCAGAUGGUCGGCCCGUGGCAAGUGCCGGUGGCAGACGUGGCGGUGACUCGCACUGCAUAUGGAUUCGAUGACGCGUUGGCUGGCGAGGCGAUGGCCUCUGGAGAGCGAACGCCUCUUGCUCUCCUCGAUGCUGCCGCAUCAGCUCGUAUGGCAGUUGGCGAGGCGUUGACCAAUCUGGCAGCGGCCAGUGUGCCGGACCUUAAGCGAGUCAAGUUGAGCGCCAAUUGGAUGUGCGCAGCAAGUCACGGAGAUGAAGGCGCUCGCUUGUACGACGCUGUGCAGGCGGUCGGAUUGGACCUGUGUCCGAAGCUCGGCUUGUCUAUUCCCGUCGGGAAGGAUUCGAUGUCCAUGAAGAUGGGCUGGCAAGAGCAGGGCGCGCAACGCGAGGUCACAGCUCCUCUCAGCUUGGUGAUCACCGCGUUUGCGCCCGUGGACCGCAUCGACCGCACGUGGACUCCUCAGCUCAGAGCAGAUGUCGAUGAAGAGACGGUGCUGUUGUUCGUCGAUCUCGCAAGUGGCAAAGCCCGCAUGGGCGGCAGCGCAUUGGCACAAACAUUCGAGCAACUCGGCAAAGAGGCGCCCGAUGUCGAGAGCGCAGAUGUUCUGAAGGGCUUCUUUGAAGCUUGCGCAACAUUGAAGGCUCUCGAGGUGCAAGGGCGCACCGAUCAUUCGCUGAUCAUGGCUUAUCACGACCGCAGCGAUGGUGGUCUUGCAGCGACCAUUCUAGAGAUGGCGUUUGCUGGACAUGUCGGCGUCAACGUCAACCUGGACACCAUUCCAGGCGGUGCCAAGGAUCCAGUAGCUGCGUUGUUCAACGAAGAGCUUGGUGCUGUCAUGCAGGUCCGUGCUCGAGACGUCAAGGCCGUCUCUGCUGUCUUGUCCAGCGCGGGAGUGCCAGCCGAAGCUUUGCAUAUCAUCGGUCAGAUCGUGCCAUCAACGGACGAGCAGCAGAUCCACUUCGCCGCCGACUCGCGUCCCGUCUUCUCCGGUGCGCGACACGACUUGCAAAGAGCCUGGUCAGAGACAUCUUGGCGCAUGCAAUCACUUCGCGAUAAUCCAGAGACGGCAUCUUCCGAAUGGGCUUUGAUUGGUCCGCAGAGCCACGGACCAAACACAAUUUCAUUUCAACUCGCAUACCAACCUGGAGCAGAAUUCGCUCUCGGAACCCUCCCAAUUCCCGAGGCGCCCCUUGACAGCCGACCCAAGGUCGCAAUCCUGCGCGAACAAGGAGUCAACGGCCAGCUCGAGAUGGCGUACGCAUUUACAGCAGCCGGUUUCUGUGCCAUCGAUGUGCACAUGUCUGACCUGAUCACGGGUCGCGUAACACUAGGCGACUUUGUGGGUCUGGCAGCGUGCGGAGGUUUCUCGUUCGGAGACGUGCUCGGCGCAGGCAGCGGUUGGGCAAAGUCUUGCUUGCUGAAUCCCAAAGCUCGCACUGAGCUCAGCGCGUUCUUUACUCGCAAGAAUACAUUUGCACUGGGCGUCUGCAACGGAUGCCAGCUGUUCAGUCAGCUCGGACAGGCUGGUCUGAUACCAGGCGCAGAGCAGUGGCCCACGUUCAAGGUGAACGAGUCUGCGCGUUUCGAAGGGCGUUUGUGCAUGGUGGAGGUCGACGAUGGUCCUGUGACAUCCAAGAGCGUGUUUCUGCGCGACAUGGUAGGCAGUCGGUUGCCUGCCGUCAUCGCGCACGGCGAAGGCCGAGCAUCGUUCAGGGAUCGAGCAGACCAAGACGCCGUCGAGUCGAGCGGGCUUGUCGGACUGCGAUACGUCGAGCACGACGCUCCCAAAGGCCAGGGAACUACGAGAUAUCCGAUCAAUCCCAACGGAUCCCCCCACGGAAUCACUGCAGUAUCGACUCCCGACGGCCGUAUCCUUGCCCUGAUGCCCCACCCCGAACGCGGCAUCUCUGCCGAAAGCAUGUCGUGGAAACCCGCAGGCGCAAGCAAAGCGUGGAGAGGCCGGGGUCCCUGGCUGCAAAUGUUCCAAAGCGCAAGGACUUGGGUCGGUUAGAUGGGAUUGAGAGAUUGAGCAACCAGAAUCUCAUGAUUUUGCACGACCACGCCAUGCACUCAUGCCGUCGCAAUCGGCGAUGCGUGAGAUAGACUAAGAAGAGCUAGUUCGGCUGGAUGUGGAGAGUCGAAUGCGAAAGCAAGGACAGCCUGCUGAUUUGUCACCCGUCGUGUAGAUUGACCCCGCUUUCGGCGUC